Closterium sp. NIES-65 is the source of this 3522-nucleotide messenger RNA. The record is from the annotation of a GenBank genome assembly. Lineage: Eukaryota; Viridiplantae; Streptophyta; Zygnematophyceae; Desmidiales; Closteriaceae.
AUGUCUAGUCAGCGUCUUGUCCUAGGCCUCCCACGUGUCUUGCCGUCGCUGCCGCCUUCGCCUGCGCCGCCGUGUCGUCCCUGCGUCGAGGGUAGGCUGCGCGCCACCCCUCACUCCUCCUCCCUUCGUCCGGCCACCGAGCCUUUUGAGACGCUUCACUUGGACGUCUGGGGCCCAGCCCCUCGUCUAGGCCCUGAGCGUGAGCGUUACUUUCGGGUGGUCGUUGACGACUUCUCCCGCUACACCACAGUGUUCCCUCUGGCGAAGAAGUCUGAGGUGACUUCUACGCUGAUCAGGUGGUUACUCACCACUGAGGACACUCGUGGUCGUCGUGUCAGCUGUCUCCACUCCGACCGUGGGGGUGAGUUUCGCUCCGGCAUUCUCGCUGGAUUCUGUCGCGAGCAGGGCAUUCGUCAGUCCUGGACGCUUCCAGAGUCCCCACAGCAGAAUGGGGUUGCUGAGCGCCGCAUAGGCCUGGUCAUGGAGAUCGCCCGCACCUCCCUGACUCACGCCUGUGCCCCCCAUUUUCUGUGGCCCUACGCGGUCAGGUACGCCGCGCACCAGCUGAACCUCUGGCCACGUGUCUCUCGACCAGAGGUUUCACCGACCAGUCUUUGGACAGGGUCCCCUGGUGUUGCGUCGCGGUUUCGUGUCUGGGGGUGCUUGGCUCUUGUCCGCGACACCUCCGCGGACAAGCUCUCGCCUCGUGCCGUCCCCUGUGUCUUCCUUGGUUUCCCUGAGGACUCCUCUGACUUCACCUUUUACCACCCUCCCUCUCACCGGUUCUUUGACUCCCGUGACGUCCGUUUCGAGGAGUCCACUCCGUACUACGUCAGGUACCCCAGUCGAGGUCUCUCGGUUCCUCCUCCCCCCCUCUUCCUGACUGCCGUUCCCCCUCCUGCUCCCCCGGUACAGCCUCCCCCCCCUGGUCCAGCCCCGUCAGGUGUGUCCCAGGCUACCCCUCCUCCUUCGGUAGCCCCUCCGGUACAGCCUCCCUCCCCACAGUCCUCCUCGCAGCGUGCCGCUGGUGCUAGCUCUCGAGAGGUUGGUGCGGCGCCUGUUCCUGUACCGGUUUCUGGUUCUGGGGGUGCUGGAGUUGGAGCUGGAGUUGGAGCUGGAGUUGGCACUGGAGUUUCUGGUUCUGGGGGUGCUGGGGUUGGAGCUGGAGUUUCUGGUUCUGGAGUUGGAGCUGACCCGGUGGGUGCAGAGGACUCUUGUCGUCCGGAAGCUAGUGCUGGCCGCGCGGACACUGGGGGUGCUGCGUCUGGGGGUGAGGGUGCGCCUCCUUCGGGUUCAGGUGAGCCUGGGUCUGGAGCUGGUGUUAGUGCUGCCUCUGGGGGUGGUGCGCCUAGUUCUUCUGGGGUGGACUCUGGAGCUGCCGCUGCUUCGGACACUACUCCACCCCCCCACCCCUACCCGACUAGGCAUCAGGCUCGUGUUCGCCGUGCCCGUGACGAGCAGCUGGCGUUGGAGAGAGAGGAGAGGGAGUUACAGCGGCUGGAGGAGCAGCAGCAGCAGCUGGACCCGCAGGAGCAGCAGUCCCAGCAGCAGCCGCUUCCGCAGCAGCAGCAGUCGCAGCCGCAGCAGCAGCAGCAGCCACUUCCUCCUCCUGUCUCGGGUCUUCGGAUCCUUGGUCUCCCCUCCCCUUCUCCUCCCUCCUCCGCCUCUCCUCCUGUCUACGGUCCCACGUUUCCUCCUCCUGACUCCUCCCCCGCUGUUUUCCCCCAGUUCUCCGCCCUUGUCCUCUUCUCCUCCGUCUCGUUCUUGGGCUACUCGUCGCUCCCCUCUCCACCUCGUCCGUCUCAGUCUGUGCUUCCGUCUCCUCCUGAUUCGGCCCUCACUGUGUCGCUCCCUACUCCUGUCACUGACUACUACCGCACGUACCGUCCUGUUCUCUCUCGUGUUCUCGCCUCUCUUGUUACUCACCCUCGUGCCUCUGUGUCCUCUGUGUCCGCUCUUACUGCCGCAGUUACUGACUUUGCCUCUACCCGCCGCCUUGACUACGCCACCACGCUUGUGGCUGCUCCUCCUACCAGUCCUCUGGCCGUCGGGGGUGUGUCUGCCGUUGGCUGUGACGCCCUAGAGGACAGGCAGUUUGAGCUAGAGUUCCUGGCGGCCGCUUCCCCUCAUCUCUGUGCCAUGCUCCUCGCCCCUGAGGGUGACCCCGACGCCCUUGACAUUCCGACUCCUCGCACUUACGUCGAGGCAGUGGUGAAGCGGCCACCGGGAUCUCCCCCGGUCUUCAAGGCGCGCUACGUGGCUAGAGGUUUCAGUCAGCGCGAGGGAGUUGACUUCUUUCAGACCUUCGCACCUACCCCGAAGAUGACCACUCUUCGGGUGUUACUACACGUAGCAGCACAGAGAGACUACGAGUUACACUCUCUCGACUUCUCCACUGCUUUCCUUCAGGGCAAGCCUACACGAGGAGGUCUGGUUGCGUCGUCCCUCGGCCUUCACUGGCACCUUCCCUCCUGGGACCCACCGUCUUCUGCCGACCCAUCGCUGUUCGUUCGUCGUGGCUCCACACCGUUCUUUGUUCUGGUUUACGUCGACGACCUCGUUUUCGCCACUCCGGACAGGGUUGCUUUGGCAGACGUGAAGUCCGAACUGCAGAAGAGACACACGUGCACUGAUCUUGGUGAGCUGCGCCACUACCUUGGCCUGCAGAUCACCAGGGACAGAGCCGCUCGCACCAUUACACUCUCACAGUCACACAUGGUGCAGCAGGUCCUUCAGCGGUUCGGGCUUCAGCACUCCACCGUACAGCGCACACCUCUCGCUGUUGACCACAGACUCACUGGUCCCUUUCCUGACGAGCCGUUUGAGCCUAGUGGUCCCUACGCAGAGCUUGUGGGUUGCCUCAUGUACCUGAUGACUUGUACUCGCCCGGACCUCGCCUUCCCUCUCAGCAUCCUUGCGCGCUUUGUUGCACCAGGGAGACACCGUCCUGUUCACUGGACGGCAGCUGUGAGGGUGGCGAAGUACCUAGCGACUACAUCAGGCGUGGGGCUAGUUCUUGGAGGGCAGCAGUCUGUCGUACUCACUGGUCACUGUGACUCCUCUUACGCUGACGACGCUGAGACUCACAGGUCUACUCAGGGGUACUGUUUCAGUCUGGGUUCUGGAGCUGUUUCCUGGCGUUCCACGCGCUCCUCUUCUGUCUCGACCUCUACAGCUGAGGCUGAGAUUUACGCUGGUGCCAUGGCGGCACAGGAGUUGCGGUGGUUGACCUUCUUGCUCGCCGACCUUGGUGAGCGGCCGAGCUCUGCACCGACCUUGUUUACUGACAACAAGGCGUCGAUCCUCCUCUGUCGUGAGCCGCGACUGGAGAGCAGAGUGAAGCAGAUUCACGUCAGGUACUUUCUUCUGCGAGAGUUGCAGAGGCGUGGACAGGCUCGCUUCGAGUUUGUAGAGUCCGAGGCCAACACUGCAGACAUCUUCACCAAGGCGCUUCCGCCUCGUGACCACCAGAGAUGUUGUGUGCAGUUAGGCCUUGUUGACACAGGUUCUAGUCAUGUGUAG